AAAAUUAUUCCACGUACUUUUCAAAGCCAAAAGGUGGCACUUAUUACUGAAAAAAUAGCUUACCAAAAGAAGAAGGCUCGACUUCGGGUAGAGUCUGAGAGAGUGAAGAUACUACUUUCGUCCAAUGAAAGUGUUGAAGUCAAUCUCUCCUUUUUAUUUAAUUCAACUGUAGGAUAUGUGAUGGAAAUUAGUAGAGCUGAAAUGAAUGAGAAAUGUAGUGAUUUAUUUGAAAAAUAUUGUGCGUGCAUUAAACAAACGCUUAUAAAAUGUAAUAUUAAUUCCAGAAGCAUUAAGAAAGUGAUAAUGACUGGUGGUGCGUCUGAAAUGAUUGCAUUACAAGACCAAGCAAAAUUGAUAUUCAAAGAAGCUGCAGUAUUUGUUGUUGACACGCCCGAGUUGGCUGUUGUAAAAGGUGCCUCAAUGUAUCAUAAGGGAGACAUUCAAGAUGUUAUCAAUCAUUCGGACGAAGACAUUCGCGUUGAAAUUGGAUCAAAGUGUGAAGUGAUUGUUUCAAAAACAGACUUACUCCCAGCAGAAGGGACAAAAAGGGUUGCCACCGUAGUGGAUGAACAAAAGAAAGCAGUGUUCAAGAUUUAUAAAGGAGACAACUCUCAAGCCGAUUUUAACACAUUUGUUGGAGAGUUUGUGUUUGACAACAUCCCAGUUCAAAAGGCCGGAGAUGUUGUCUUUGUUCUGAAAAUUGGAGUUGACACUGUUGGUAAUAUCGAAGCAGAAGCACAUAUGAUUAAUGGAAGAACAGAAAGGAUAGAAGCAACUGUUUCGUUUGAAAAGAAUAAAAAAGAUUUUAUUUUUACUAAAAGGCACUUUGAUUAUAAGGCAUACAAUUGGAUAAGCGCACAUCCGGAAGAGAAGCGUCCAUCCAGUGUAUCCUCACGAUUUUGCUGGAUACUAAUUUUUGUUUUACUAAAUUCAUUACUUGUCAUGUAUUUAAUAGGUGUUGGACAAAAUCGGGGUUUCGCUUCAUGA
Molecule: messenger RNA, 987 nt
Organism: Entamoeba invadens IP1
Lineage: Eukaryota; Evosea; Mastigamoebida; Endamoebidae
Exons: 1
Biological process (GO): protein refolding; cellular response to unfolded protein
Cellular component (GO): cytoplasm
Molecular function (GO): heat shock protein binding; misfolded protein binding; ATP binding
Source: RefSeq, a predicted model, not a curated record